CAGAAUAUGAACUGUAUUGAUCUCACUGUUGCAGCCAGAUGUCUGGCAGGAGUGGGUGUCACACCUGGAUACUCGCUGGACUCUGUGGGUAGGGAGCAGUUCCACUCCCUCAGUCCCAGGUCAGAGAUGAGCAGCAAGCCUCCUGCGUGGCUCACCAAGUACUCAUACCACAGAUUACAAGAGGGAUUGAACUGCUGUUCGGAGAACACUAUCACUUUCCACUAUAUCGGCCCGAGUGAGAUGAAGCUACUAGAAGUCGCACUUUACAGGAUGAAAGUGGCGAAACCAAUCGAGUCCCAGUAGUAGAUAUCGAACACAUUUUAACGUCUGUUGUCAAAGAUGUUUGGCUCAACAAACUAAAUAACCCUGAGACUGAACCGGGCUUAAG
Molecule: messenger RNA, 388 nt
Organism: Symsagittifera roscoffensis
Lineage: Eukaryota; Metazoa; Xenacoelomorpha; Acoela; Convolutidae
Product: glycoprotein-N-acetylgalactosamine 3-beta-galactosyltransferase 1-like
Exons: 2
Coding region: 7-303 (98 amino acids)
Molecular function (GO): N-acetylgalactosaminide beta-1,3-galactosyltransferase activity
Source: RefSeq, a predicted model, not a curated record